This is a messenger RNA of Coffea arabica (coffee), 2910 nucleotides long. NCBI's taxonomy places the organism in Eukaryota, Viridiplantae, Streptophyta, Magnoliopsida, Gentianales, Rubiaceae. The record is from RefSeq and is a predicted model, not a curated record.
AUAACAGUCCGUUGAACGGACCAGAUAAAUCGUUCUUUCCCCACGUCUACGGAGAAAAUCCAAGUCUCACUCACCGAUUCCGCUGACCGACUGCACCACAUUAUCAGUGCCAUUCUCCAGGUUCAUGACAAGCUCUCAUGACUUAGAUCUCGCCGAUAUCCUACUUCGCCGGUUCCGUGUUCGUAGCCGGAGAAGUUGUUGAUUUCGUUGACAACUACGGUCAUCUUUAUUUCUCCUACAACCGCAGUUCUGGGAUUUUGGGAUCAUGGCUCGUGGAAAAAUCAUAAGUAGUUAGCUACAUUUUGUACUUAACAGUACUAUUUCCAGAAUUUGGGCCUUUAAGUAGCAAAAUCAUUGAGAUCAGAUUCAUUCCAAGAUGGCUUACAAUACUUCAUCAAGAACUGAGCCAACAAAUUCUCAUCAAUGGCUUAUGGAAAGUGCUGAGGCAGAGUUGUUCCCUAAUAAAAAGCAAGCAGUUGAAGCUCCAAAUUCCAAUUCAUUCUCUGGUUUUCUAAAUUCAAAUGUUUCUCAUUGGGGACAUUCUUCCACUUUCCAUUCAGUUGCAAACCAAUUCACACAAAGGCUUUUUGACCCUGAGACUGCAAGGACUAUCAACUUUGGUCAGAGAAAUGUUCCAUCAGUUGACUUGGGAAAUAUAAGUAUGAAACGAAAGGUUAUUGAGGAUUGUGUUGAAAGUGAUUUCUCAUUUGGUUUAUCAAUAUCUAAUUCCCUGGAAGAUCCUAAGACAGGUCUUAAUUAUGGGGGUAUCAGAAAAGUUAAAGUCAGCCAAGUCAAGGAUACAGAAAAUCUCAUCCCUUCAUUUGGCCACACAUAUGACAGAAAGGACAGCGGUUAUGUGUCAGUGCCUCAUGCGUUUGUCAACACAGAUGAUAAUUCUGUUUCUAUGGGACUUUCUUUCAGUAGAGCAGAUAAAAAUGUGAUGUCAAUUGGAACUUCCUUCAUGAGGGAGGAUAACGAUUUCGUAUCAGUGGAUCAACCUGGCAACCAUCAUGGCUGUGAUGGGACUUCAAUAGGUCCUGCAUACAAGGAAAAUGGUAGUAUAUCACUCAAUACAUCUCUAGAUAAAGAUGGAAAAAACACAGGAGCACUAAGUUUCCAAAAUUUUGGUAUAAAUGAAGGAGCAGUGAGUCAUUCCUUAAACAUGAAUGGUGCUGUUGAAUCAAUUGAGCUGCCUUUCAGCAUGGAUGAUAGUAAUAUUGCCCAUACAGGGCAACUUUUUGAUAAAGAAGCUCAAAUAGCUGCAUGUAUAGAUCACUCUUACAACAAUACUGAAGAUCAUCAUAUGUCAGGGUCUAAAAGCUACAACACAAUUGACGACAAUAAUUUGUCAUUGGCCCACCAUUGUGGUAAGGGAGAAAGUAAGAUCAUAUCUUUUGGUGGAAUUUCUGAUGAUGAUAAUUUGAGUGCUUCUGAAAGGCUCAUAUGCAGUUAUGACUUACUAAUGGGUCAAUCUUCAGUUCUAAAAUCUGAAACAGUGAAAGGAAAGGUGUCAGUUGAGUCAAAUGCUGAUGCACUUGCAAAAGCCACUGAAAUAGUUACUAGUAAAGAAAUUAUUUCAAGGAAAAAAGAGGAACAUAAAGUAAUUAAAAAACCUCCUCCAAAUAAUUUCCCUUCUAAUGUUCGAAGUUUGCUGUCAACUGGUAUACUAGAUGGAGUACCCGUGAAGUAUAUUGCGUGGUCACGAGAGAAAGAACUUAGGGGCACCAUAAAAGGUUCUGGUUAUCUAUGUGGUUGUGAGACAUGUAAUCAUACCAAGGCGAUUAAUGCCUACGAGUUUGAGCGUCAUGCUGGAUCUAAAACUAAACAUCCAAACAAUCACAUAUACUUUGAGAAUGGCAAGACAGUUUAUGGGAUUGUUCAAGAGUUGAGGAAUACUCCACAAAAUCUGUUGUUUGAUGUAAUUCAGACAAUUACUGGGUCACCCAUCAACCAAAAAUCCUUUCGUCUUUGGAAAGAAUCAUUUGUAGCUGCAACACGUGAACUUCAGAGAAUAUACGGAAAAGAGGAAGGAAAACAACUAUCUUGAAGUGGGCAAAAUCAGUUUUCCGAUUGAAGUUGGAAGAAUGCUGUAUUAUUCACCUGAAGAUCCAGGCCAUCAGAAAGGUUAUGGCAGGAAGAAUGUUGCUCAUGGCUGCAGCAAAGGUCGCUGUGGUGUAUUUCAUGCCCAAAAAGUAGAGGUUCUGGUCUAUAACUGGUCUGUUAAUUGGAGCCAUAUAAAAGUCAUUAGUAGGUAUUCUACAAUUGAUACUGAGAAAACAGGAUCUGAUUCGAGACUUACUCGAGUAGGCUGAGAACCAGGAUCUUUGCAAAUAUUGAGAGUCUCAUCUUCGGCCUUAUUUUCCUGUUGAAAAGUAUGUUCAGCUAUUUGAUAUGUACAUUUUAUUACUGGAGCAGUUGAUCAUGGACAUAAAACUAGAGGCAUAUAGUGGCUUAUACAUAAAUAAAGGCAGGAUUCACAAGCAGAUAGAGAGAGAAAGAGACUUGUCCAGUAUGAUGGCAAAAGGGGCAAUAAGAGCCGUGGCAAUCGCAUGGCGGUAGACCACAAAUACAUAAUUGCUCAUCCCUUCAUUGAGUGCAACUUUUCCGAUGAUAUCCAUUCCUGCAAACCCAAAUUGCAAAAAAAUUACAGCAGCAAAGGGCUUCGCCCUGUUAAAUAGCUUGUAAAUUAUAUCCUUUGCAGCAAGUCCUUUUGUUUCCAUCUUCCCUACUCAGCUAUUGUGUUGCUUCAAAAGGAGGUCCUGAAAUGUAGCUAAGUUGUUCUAUAUAUUAUAGCGAUCCUCUAAAUCAAUUGAUGCCACCUAGUGCAAUUCUGUAAAUUCUGCUUCAAUAUCAUGGAAGCUAAGUGUGGGGGAGUUGCAUAAACUUAUGAAACUUGCCUAUCGUUUGAAC